Molecule: messenger RNA, 1181 nt
Organism: Hemiscyllium ocellatum (epaulette shark)
Lineage: Eukaryota; Metazoa; Chordata; Chondrichthyes; Orectolobiformes; Hemiscylliidae
Gene: kctd6a
Product: potassium channel tetramerization domain containing 6a
Exons: 3
Coding region: 211-897 (228 amino acids)
Biological process (GO): protein homooligomerization
Molecular function (GO): protein binding
Source: RefSeq, a predicted model, not a curated record
GAUUGGUUACAACAACGUCGACAGCGAAAAAUUAACUGGGCAGUACUUUAUUCAUUCACUGGGUUUUGACAUUGCUGGCUUGGCCAUCGAUUAUUGUUCAUCCCUGGCUGCUUUUGAGGUGAGUUUUGGAGCAGUGUACAUCCAAGAAAUUGAUCCAUCACAUUCCUGACUUUGCCCUGUAGAUGCUGGACAGGCUUGAGGAGUCUGGAGAUGGCUGAUCCGGUCACCCUUAACGUCGGAGGACACUUAUAUUCAACAUCAAUAUCCACACUAACCAGAUACCCAGACUCCAUGUUAGGAGUCAUGUUUAGGGGUGAUUUCCCCACUGCCAAAGACUCUCAAGGAAACUACUUCAUUGAUAGAGAUGGACCUCUCUUCAGAUACAUCUUGAAUUUUUUAAGGACUGCGGCUUUGACGCUACCUCAUGGCUUCAAAGAAAUUGACCUCCUAAGAAAGGAGGCAGAUUUUUAUCAGAUAGAGCCUUUGAUUCACUGUCUGAAUGAUCCCAAGCCCCUUUAUCCAUUAGAUACCUUUGAGGAGGUGGUGGAACUGUCUAGCACCCGCAAACUUUCCAAAUAUUCAAAUCCAGUAGCUGUUAUAAUCACACAGCUGACUAUCACUACUAAAGUUCACUCACUGCUGGAGGGUAUUUCAAACUAUUUCACAAAAUGGAACAAACACAUGAUGGAUACCAGAGACUUCCAGGUGUCCUUCACAUUUGGACCUUGUGAUUAUCAUCAGGAGGUGUCUCUUCGUGUUCAUCUAAUGGAGUACAUUGCAAAGCAAGGCUUUACUAUCAGAAUGACAAGGGUACAUCACAUGAGUGAAAGAGCCAAUGAGAACACAGUGGAACACAACUGGACUUUUUGUAGACUGGCACGAAAAACUGAAGACUGACCAUUCUUAUGGUGGUAAAUGACAUAACCACACAAUAAAGAGUUAUGGCACACUAUAUGACACAAUGUAACUGAAUAUCCAGGUAACCAUGUUCUUCAAUUCUUCUAUUGAAAGGUUACUUUUUGUACAAUAGCAAAGUAUUCCCUAUGCAUAGUGUAACCAAAUGAUGCUGUUGAGAGAAGGUAUUAAAAUGUAAGAUACAUACUCCUUUAAUGUUUUGUUAACAAUAUAUUCUAGAUUUGUUUUCUUCAAGCAAGUACAUGAAAUUGUAGUUUUUCUCUGUU